This is a messenger RNA of Carassius gibelio (silver crucian carp), 2303 nucleotides long. RefSeq names its product AP-3 complex subunit mu-2. Gene Ontology annotation, cellular component: clathrin adaptor complex; cytoplasmic vesicle. The record is from RefSeq and is a predicted model, not a curated record. The transcript is spliced from 9 exons. The coding region runs from base 165 to 1421 and encodes 418 amino acids. NCBI's taxonomy places the organism in Eukaryota, Metazoa, Chordata, Actinopteri, Cypriniformes, Cyprinidae. Gene Ontology annotation, biological process: endocytosis; intracellular protein transport.
GUCAACUUGCUAGCCGUAGCCUGCCAUUGGUUAGAGCGAGUGACAAUCAUGUAUUUUCUCGUUACUAAAUAACGGAGAAGGAAGCGACAUCUCUGGUUCUGUCUCAUUAAAGAAUCCCGGGAAGUGGCAGAAAAAAAAAACAAACCAACAGAAAUUCUGCCACGAUGAUCCACAGCCUGUUCCUGGUGAACGCGUCGGGGGACAUCUUUCUGGAGAAGCACUGGAAGAGCGUGGUCAGCCGAUCCGUCUGCGAUUAUUUCUUUGAGGCUCUGGAGCGAGCCACGGAACCGGAGAACGUUCCUCCGGUGAUCCCGACCCCGCAUCACUUCCUCAUUAACGUGCUCCGACACCGCAUCUACUUCGUGGCCGUCAUUCAGAGCGAAGUGCCUCCUCUGUUUGUCAUCGAGUUCCUCCAUCGUGUGGUGGACACCUUCCAGGACUAUUUCGGAGUUUGCACCGAGGCAGCUAUUAAAGACAAUGUUGUGGUGGUCUACGAGCUGCUGGAGGAGAUGCUGGAUAACGGCUUCCCUCUGGCCACCGAAUCAAACAUCCUAAAAGAGCUCAUCAAACCUCCGACCAUCCUGCGCACAGUGGUCAACACCAUCACAGGAAGCACUAAUGUUGGCGAGCAGCUUCCUACAGGUCAGCUGUCAGUGGUUCCCUGGAGGAGAACAGGGGUCAAAUAUACCAACAACGAAGCUUACUUUGACGUGGUGGAAGAAAUCGAUGCUAUUAUUGACAAAUCAGGAUCCACGAUCACAGCGGAGAUCCAGGGAGUGAUCGACGCCUGUGUCAAACUCACAGGAAUGCCUGAUCUCACCUUGUCUUUUAUGAACCCUCGUCUGCUGGACGAUGUCAGCUUCCACCCCUGCGUCCGCUUCAAGCGCUGGGAAGCCGAGCGAAUCCUGUCCUUCAUCCCUCCCGACGGAAACUUCCGGCUCCUGUCCUACCACGUCAGCUCUCAGAACCUGGUGGCCAUCCCAGUGUAUGUGAAGCACAACAUCAGCUUCAGAGAGGGCAGUUCUCAGGGACGCUUUGAGCUGACGCUCGGCCCCAAGCAGACGAUGGGUAAAGCGGUGGAAUCGGUCCUGGUGAGCAGUCAGCUGCCCCGCGGCGUCCUCAACGCCAGCCUCAGCCCCUCGCAGGGCACCUACACGUUUGACCCCGUCACCAAGCUUCUGUCUUGGGAUGUGGGGAAGAUAAACCCCCAGAAGCUGCCCAGUUUAAAAGGAUCUGUGAGUCUCCAGACUGGAGCCUCCAAACCGGAUGAAAACCCAACGAUCAACAUCCAGUUCAAGAUCCAGCAGCUGGCCAUCUCAGGUCUGAAAGUCAAUCGGUUGGACAUGUAUGGCGAGAAGUACAAACCUUUCAAAGGCAUCAAAUACAUGACCAAGGCCGGCAAAUUUCAAGUCCGAACCUAAAGUACCUAUUCUUAUUUUACGUAAAGAAUUUAAUUGGUCUAUGGGAGAAUGGGGACGGAGAAAAGAGAGUGAAUACAUCUCCUUUAGAAUGCAUUUCAGAAUCAAUUGAGGAAAAUAUAGGAUAAGACUGUGUAAGCGUAUGCCUUCCAGAGAGAUUAUAUUGUUAUUAACACUAUCAAAAUGUGCUUCUACAGGUGCGCCCGAGUUAAAGGGACAGUAACUACAUAUUCCUAUUUCAUUGGGUCCUUUUUUAUUUGCAGCUUCUCUGGAUUACACUUGCUCUUAGAUCUCCGUCUCCUCUUUCAGACUGACUUUAUUUCUUAUGGUCACUUUUAUAACUCUCUCCUUCCCUCUCUGUAUUUCCCUUCAUGAGAUUGAACUGCACUGUUAUGCAUUGAUCCUUCUCUCUGAGAAGCGAUGUGAUCUUACAUUACAGUUACAGACUGACUUCGGCCUCCAUCCCCAAAGAUUGUGUGCAAAGUCAACCAUUUUUCAAAUGGUCAAACACUGAACUUUUAUCUCUGUUUACUGUAGUAUUAUGACUAUACACCUUUUGUUUUAAUUGUUAUUGAAAUGUGUUUCUUAUGCUAUUUAUUGCCUAUCUGACCAGAACCAGAUGAUUUAAAUCAUAACUGACCAUAAUAACCCUACACACGAUGCUUGAUUGUUCAGUGUCUCUUGUUUUACCCUGAAUGCAACAUGUGUUUAAAAAUGAUGGACGUGCAUCCGUCUUACUGAUCAAUAUAUACACCGAGGAUGUAUGUGCAUUUUGUUUUUAGCUUUAAUUGAUGAUGUUUCCUUUCUUCCAUACUGUUUUUCAGAUACAUACAACUGUUUACAGUGCUAUGAAAUAAUAGUAAUAAUAAUAAAAAAUACACAAUG